This is a messenger RNA of Chanos chanos (milkfish), 2438 nucleotides long. RefSeq names its product NAD kinase 2, mitochondrial (gene nadk2). NCBI's taxonomy places the organism in Eukaryota, Metazoa, Chordata, Actinopteri, Gonorynchiformes, Chanidae. The record is from RefSeq and is a predicted model, not a curated record. Gene Ontology annotation, molecular function: NAD+ kinase activity. Gene Ontology annotation, biological process: NAD+ metabolic process; NADP+ biosynthetic process. Gene Ontology annotation, cellular component: mitochondrion. Bases 800 to 2077 code for a protein of 425 amino acids. The transcript has 12 exons.
GUAUGUUUGUGGGAUGUGGCGUUACUUUUGGUCAGUGCGAAGCUUCGUAGUGUUCCAUUUAAACAGACAAAUAGGUUAAGCAGUCGUUCGGCUCUGUAGCGGGACAUUCACUUGUUGUUGAUAAACCGGUAAGGGCCAGUUUAACCAAUAUGUCAUGGGAAAGUUCUUAGAAAUUUACUUGGCAAAUUGAACACUGCUAGAAGUGUCACUUGUUAUGAGGUUAAGUUCUCCACUGGGAAUGCUAACCUGCGUUGGCGGUGAACUUAAAGUGCGGUUCAGAGUGUGACUUUAGCUCUGUGACCCUCUCUGAUCCCAGACUUCUGGGUUUGGCUGCUCUUACCCGUGGCCAUAAUUUUCGACCAUAAACUGUAGAGCGAGAACGCAUUUAAACUAAGUGAUAAAACAAAACGAAACAUAGUUGUGUGAAAAUAGCAUGCACUGUUGGUGUAUUCAGUUUCUGCUUUUUCACCAUCGUGACGCUGCGUUCACUGCUUGAAACAGCUGUGGCAUAACUUGUAUUGUUUGGACAGUAGUUGCAUCGAAGUGGACCAAAGACCAUCUGUUUUCUUCCCAUUCUGAAUUCGUGCAUAUGAUGUGAACUGUGCUCUGAUGUUGUUUACUGUGUUUCGUCGGGUUAAACGUGAAAUGACGUUGUUUCUAUCAAUUCAGCCCAUUGCUAGAUAAUCCAGUGGUAUCUGGAUGCGACGAGUUCGGUGCCUCGACGGAAGUAGGCUUUUCAGUACAUUUGGAUUAGACUAUAAAUUUAAGGUAACCGUUUUCAUGGUGAAAAGACACUAGGAUGUCACAGCGUACCCUGAGGAGUUUGCUUUCUUUCGGAAAUCCAGUUGUGACAGUACUUAAUGGGAGUUACUGCAGUCGUCUCGGUUUUCGUCAGACAGCCGCGUGCAGCGUUGCGACGCAGGCUGAUACUGGCUUUAAACCUACAAAAGUUGCCGUCGUGACAAAAACCACAAGGUAUGAAUUUGAACAGCAGCGGUAUCGCUAUGCGGGGUUAUCGGAGGAGGACCUUAAGCAGUUGCUUGCCUUGAAAGGCUCCAGCUACAGUGGACUUUUGGAACGUCACAACAUUCACACUCACAAUGUUGGGAACAUUGUGGAGAACUUACAAAAAGAAGGGAUAGAGGUGCGUGUUGUGAAACGAGGGGAGUACAACGAGGAGACAGUUCGAUGGGCAGACGCCAUUAUAUCAGCAGGAGGUGAUGGUACCAUGCUACUUGUCGCCAGUAAAGUAUUCGAUAAGAACAAACCUGUUCUUGGAGUCAACACUGAUCCAGAAAGGUCAGAAGGCCAUCUCUGCUUGCCUGUGCGUUACACACACGCCUUUUCUGAGGCUUUGCGCAAACUCAGGAAGGGGGAUUUCAGGUGGCAGUGGAGGCAGAGAAUCCGCAUGAACUUGGAAGGCACGGGGAUUAAUCCCAUUCCUGUGGACCUGCACGAACUGCAGCUUAGUCUGGAACAGCACAGCCAGGCUCACCGAAUCACCAACACCACCCUGCGUAGUACGACAAAUGACAGCUUAUCAGGGUCCCACCUACUCCCAGUCAGAGGACUCAAUGAGAUCUUUAUAGGGGAGUCUCUGUCUUCCAGGGCCUCGUAUUACGAAAUCUCGAUCGACGACGGACCGUGGGAGAAGCAGAAGAGCUCGGGACUGAGCAUCUGCACUGGAACCGGAUCUAAAGCAUGGUCUUAUAACAUCAACAAACUGAUGGAACAGUCUGUUGAGGAUGUCCUGAAGAUAGGUACAGUGAAAGCUGGUGUGGACAUCCCUCUUACCCAGGAGUUGAUCGAAGAGGUGACGGAAGCGUACAACCAAUCUCUCCUCUUCAGUCCAGAGGAAGACAAGCUUUUCUUCAGCGUCAGAGAGCCCAUCGUAAACAGAGUGUUUUCCAGUAGCCGCCAGAGAGGUUUUGCCAAGAAGGUGUGUGUGCGAUCACGGUGCUGGGACGCGUGUAUGGUGGUAGAUGGAGGGACGUCAUUUGAAUUCAACGACGGAGCUAUUGCAACAAUCAGCUUGAAUGAAAAUGACCAACUCAAGACUAUUAUCCUCAGUGACUGAAUGUGUAGUUACUUAACUCCGAGUCUGUGGUUUUUCCACUUGAGUUUGAAGAUGGUUUCUGUCACUGUAGGCACAGCCAUGAACUUUGAGCUAAGCUUUGCUGCAAGGUCAUAUAUUGACAAAAAAAAAAGGAACUGGUUCCUGCCCAAUAACUGGCAUUAGGUUCCUUUUCUAAAUGUAUUUUUCUCACAGAGCCGAGUACAAUUCUGACCAUGCUUUUAAUCUACCUGUUUUAAAGCCGAAUUUUGUCCUUUCUCUCUCCUUUUUUCAAAAGAUCUGAUUUGAGGUUUAUAAUGUCAGGCACUGGAAACUGACGUAUAAUUUUUUUUUUUUUUACCGUAAGCAUUUUUCCAGACAUAAA